This is a messenger RNA of Linnemannia hyalina, 3000 nucleotides long. The record is from the annotation of a GenBank genome assembly. Lineage: Eukaryota; Fungi; Mortierellomycota; Mortierellomycetes; Mortierellales; Mortierellaceae.
AUGGAGUCUGCAAAGCUCGAGUCCCACCUCAACGACCACUUCAACCCCUACGAUCUGCCUUCUUCUCCUACUGGUGGUCGUUACUCCCAUGAAAAUAGCGACAGCCAUCUGAGCGACAACGACAGUCUGAUCGACCAGCACAUCUACCAGCAUAUCCACUCCACAACGACAAAUGGCUUCUACCACGACCUUCUCCAAGAGAAACAACAGUUCUCCAACGAAGACUAUGUCCAAAGGUUCUCUGAGGGUACCCAGACAACCCCCUCCCUCGAGUCCUCCCCACCUACACUUGUACAGCAACAACAACAGACCUCGUUCAACCAGAAGCCACUCCCGACCUGGCCGUCUGGCAACACCGCACGGUUUCAGACCCCUGCAGACCCGACUCAGGAACAAUCGGUCCGCAAGACACGAAUUCACCCCAACCCCCACCUCAGCCAAUACCAACAGCAGCAACAACAGCCUCUCCUGCCCUCUCAACAAUACCAACAGUACCAACAACAACGAUCAAAUCAACAACAGCAGAUGCUCGAUCCACAUUCCAAUUCGUUGCAGUCCUCAUCUCCACCUUCACCUGCAGCUGCAGCUGCCGUCUCCAUGUUGUCAAAGACUCCCAUGACCCCGCCGAGGAUAUCGUCCCUCUCCCCGCCAACAAACAACAAGUCUGUAAUCCAACAACAAAAGCCCCACUCCCCUCCCCCUUCCCCUCCCCAGCCCGCCUCACUCGACCACCCAAGAUACAACAACUACAGCAACGGAUACACUACCAGCAACAAUGCCUUCCACCUCGAACCGUCCCCAACCCUCAGUUCCACAGAGACCUUCCCCUCCAACAACACCUACAAGUCUACCAACGUCUCCUCCCCCGCCUCCUCCAUCUCCAUCCCCACCACUAACUCUUCCUCUCCUCAACCCACCCCAGUCGACUAUGCCCUGGCUGCCCUCUCUGCCAAUCCUUCCCGCCCUUCGAUUUCCUCAACCUCCUCGACCUCCAACAGCCACGCUGGUAGCCGCCCUCGACCCUCCAGCUAUGCACCCAUCAAGAUUUCGGAUGUUUCGUCCACACUCGCCAAUAUGUCGACUCUUGCAACCCUGCCAAUACCCUCUGCCUCUGCCGCCUCGUCUGUACUUUCUUCCUCUACCCCACCUUCACCCAUCAACCCUGCAGGUGCCUUCCUUCCUCCUCUCGUCACUACUCUGAAGCAGCAGCAUCAAUACAUCCAGGAGGAUCAUUUGCAACAGCCACAACAGCCUGCGCCAAAGUCAGCGGCAGUUUUGGUCGAGUCUUGGUCAGAGCCAUCGGUGAAACCCACCAUGACCUUGGUGCCUACUUCAGGUGCUUCUGGAGCAGGAGGUGGAUACAACAUGUCUGGACCGUCCCAUCACGGCCCACCCACACGUGCAUCAACCAUGGACUAUCGCAAGCUCACGCACGGUUCUACGAACUUGGGCGAUUCGCCUAGUUCAUCGACUUCUCGACCCAACAACAGCCAACAGCAGCUCGACCCUCAAGCCGAAAGCUCUGCCCGUGCUCGCAGAAAGCAGUUGUAUCGCCGCAACACCUACUCGGCUGAAUUGGCCUCGUCCUCGUUCCCCCGCUCGGAGGAUGAGAUGGACAUGGAUGAGGUUGAGGACGCUCGACGCAGCAGGAUGGAUGCCUUAAAGAAGAGCAGCAGUCGACGCUUGUCGAAGCGCAAGAAGGAUGACAAUGAUGACCGUGUCAUGAUCGGUACUCCUAUCGGCGAGGAUCACGUCAACUAUGUCCUUAUGUACAAUAUGUUGACCGGUAUCCGCGUUAGUGUGUCUCGAUGCCAAGCAAAGCUUCAGCGUCCCCUGGUGGACGAGGACUUUACUUCAGCCCACAAGUUGGCCUUUGACAUUACUGGUAACGAGUUGACGCCGUCGUCCAAGUACGACUUCAAGUUCAAGGACUAUGCACCCUGGGUCUUCCGUAACUUGCGCGAGGAUUUCCACAUCGAUGCCUCUGAUUACUUGGUGUCGUUGACUAGCAAGUAUAUCCUGUCGGAAUUAGGAUCGCCUGGAAAGAGUGGCAGUUUCUUUUACUUCUCGCAGGACUAUCGCUUCAUCAUUAAGACCAUCCACCACGCCGAGCACAAGUUCAUGCGCAAGAUCCUCAAGGACUACUUCAACCAUGUGAAGCAAAACCCACAUACGUUGCUUUGCCGAUUCUUUGGACUGCAUCGUGUCAAGUUGCCUCAUGGACGCAAGAUUCACUUUGUGGUCAUGGGCAACGUCUUCCCUCCCAACAGGGAUAUCCACGAGACUUAUGAUCUGAAGGGCUCGACUCUGGGACGUGCUAUCAGUGACGAGGAACUCAAUAACAACCCUCGUGCUACCCAGAAGGAUCUCAACUGGGUCAACCGUAACCGCAAGCUGGAGCUCGGACCGGAGAAGCGCCAUUUGUUUGUGGAACAGACCAAGCGGGAUGUGGAACUGUUGGCCAGACUCAAUAUUAUGGACUACAGUUUGCUCAUCGGUAUCCAUGACCUCGAACGUGGAAACAAGGAUAACAUUCGAGACAACACUCUCAAGGUCUUUCAUCCGGAUACGACGAAACAACUAGUGAGGGAACCGUCGCGUCGAGAUAAGCGGGAGAGCAAGGUGAAUGCGCUGAGAAUGGCAGUGAAGGUGUCAGACCCACAGGCGCUCGGACCCUCGACACUACCGUCGGACUCCUUCUCGGAACGAAGACACUGUAUCUUUUACGCGGACGACGGAGGUCUACUAUCGACAAACGAACAGAAUGUCCGGGGAGAGGAUCUCUACUACCUCGGCAUCAUUGAUAUUCUGACACCUUACAACUAUGUCAAGAAGGUUGAGCAUUACUGGAAGGCGAUGAGUCAGGACAAGCACGCGAUCUCGUCUGUCAAUCCGAUUGAGUAUGCGUCGCGAUUCUUGAGCUUCAUGAUUCACGCCAUCAAGGUCAAUCAUGAUGUCCUCCCUGCCCUCGAAGCCAAAAGUCACCCCCACUCUGAGUAA